UGGUUAUGUGUAGUCUAUGAGAAUAUGGCGGUAGCGACAUGUUGCUGACAACUUGAUAUGGGAUGGGCGUCAUUUUAAACGAAUAUAGCUCUUUUUUUCUCAAUAGUGAUAAUGAAUACUGAUAUCACGGCAAAUAAAUAUGGCGAUCAAUUAAUGUUAAAAUCGUUUACCUUAACGGAUCGACAGGUUUCAUCGAAAUUUAUAGAGAGAAAGUGUUCACUUUGUUACGUCGGCCUGUCAAUAGUUAAAUCUCGUGGUAUAGAUAUCGUGUUGUUUAGGGUUUAACAUUUUAAAGACAUAAUUUCGAUAAUAUAGUGCAUCUCAUAAAUGUAAAAAUGGCCCGAGAAUAUGAUCAUUUAUUUAAGCUGUUGAUGAUAGGAGAUAGCGGAGUAGGCAAGAGUUCCCUUCUUCUAAGAUUUGCAGACAAUACUUUUAAUGGCAGUUAUAUAACUACGAUAGGAGUGGAUUUUAAAAUACAAACUGUAGAAGUAGAUGGUGAGAGAGUAAAGCUGCAAAUUUGGGAUACAGCUGGACAAGAACGAUUUCGGACAAUAACUUCAACUUACUACAGGGGAACUCAUGGCGUUAUAGUUGUAUACGAUGUGACCAGUGGUGACUCAUUCGCAAAUGUUAAACGGUGGUUGCACGAAAUAGAGGAAAAUUGUGACGUUGUUAACAGGGUACUUGUAGGAAAUAAGAACGAUGCGCCUAAUCAGAAAGUAGUGCUUACGGAAGAUGCACAAAGGUUUGCCAAUCAAAUGGGAAUUCAACUAUUUGAAACGUCUGCCAAGGAUAAUAUCAACGUCGAAGAGAUGUUUAUGGCGAUAACACGGCAAGUAUUACGGACCAAAAGAGAACGGAAUGAGCGUCAAGCUAUACAAACGAACGAAACAGUUAAUUUGAGAAAAAAUACAAAACAGCAUAGGAAAAAAUGUUGUUAACAGUACCGCAAAAAAGUGCAAACUGUUAAUAAUAUUAUUUUAUACAAUAAUAGGAUAGAGAGAGAAUACAACAGCGAGCAUGUGUUCGUAAAUUGGCGAACAUGAGAUGCCAUACACCUUGAUAUUUUCUAAAAUCACUAAGUUUUCUACCACGAUUAUGAAAUUUAAGAUUGCUUCCUAAUGAAAGUUUACUUUGAACUAUAUCUAUAUUCAAAGCCUGAAGUCUCAUGAGCAUAUAUAGCUUAUUCAGCCAAAGUGACUUUGCCUGGUAUUCUGUACUUUUUAUUCGGUACAAGAAUACUAUUUGACGCUGUAAUAAGAACAAAGUUUAUUUAUUUUGUAACAUCUAUAGAGGAAAAUAUGAGUGAAGAAGGUAAAGUGAAAAUUUUUGUUCCUCUUUAACAUUCCUUGGAACAUUCGGCAUUUUUGGG
Molecule: messenger RNA, 1372 nt
Organism: Vespula pensylvanica (western yellowjacket)
Lineage: Eukaryota; Metazoa; Arthropoda; Insecta; Hymenoptera; Vespidae
Gene: Rab35
Product: ras-related protein Rab-35
Exons: 3
Coding region: 336-941 (201 amino acids)
Biological process (GO): endocytic recycling
Cellular component (GO): plasma membrane; endosome membrane
Molecular function (GO): GTP binding; GTPase activity
Source: RefSeq, a predicted model, not a curated record